Hyalella azteca is the source of this 1539-nucleotide messenger RNA. RefSeq lists its product as uncharacterized. The transcript has 7 exons. The record is from RefSeq and is a predicted model, not a curated record. The coding region runs from base 88 to 1302 and encodes 404 amino acids. Lineage: Eukaryota; Metazoa; Arthropoda; Malacostraca; Amphipoda; Hyalellidae.
GAAAAAGACAGAUAAGUUUAGUUGACGCUAGAUAAAGUCAGAUAAGGGUAGUAAAGUGUAGCUAAGAGGAGAUAAGAUUUUCUAGAAAUGCUCACAGAGCUGCGAGGGGCGGCGCCCUUGGAGCCAGCCUCAGCCUCCCUAACUCCUGCAGGAGGCUACGAUCCCUUCGCCAACCUCGUGGCCGACCACAGCAGCGGCUCCUACACCCCCAGCAGGGGGGACGGUGCGGUGGUCGAGGUGCUUAUGGAGGGGACACGGACGCCCCCAGGCUGGGAACCUCCCCCAGGAGCGCUGGGGGAGCGUCCUGAUCGCUCCACGUCCCCCACCACCCCCACCGCUAUGGGUGCCAUCACCCUCCUCGCCUUCCUCAACCUGCUGGGGUACAUCCAGAACGUCUUGACGAGCAACAACGGCCGACGUCGUCGCAGCGUGACGGAUCCGACGUCACCGACGCAGCCCGACGUCAGCCUCGCUGCCGACGUCAGCACCGCUGCCGACGUCAGCACCGCUGCCGACGUCAGCACCGCUGCCGACGUCAGCCUGGUGUCGGACGGGAAAGGGGGGCUACGGGCCGCAGACCCCUACUCAUCACAUUCAGACCUCUACUCAUCUCAAUCAAAUUCUAUACACUCUAAUCCAAUAGACACUGACACUUACGCUACAGAACAUAGACAACCACAACCUCGGUCUGUAGACCCUAAUUUGACAGACCAACAUGGUUCUGCAGCCCCAGGUUUACAACAACCCCUACAACCCCUGCCCAGGGGGCGCUUGGGGUUCGACGCCCCCUUCACAGCGCUGGCAUACGACCUCAUUGACUACAUUAUUGGAGAUACCAAGCCUCCUAGGCCACAACUGCGUCAGGAGCACCGUUCCUGGUGGCCGUGGUCAUCCACCACCAAAACCAGCACUGACCCCGCCCUCAGUCAGGACCCUCCGUCUUCUAGGAGGUCCUCAUCCUCCCCAACACGAGGGGACAAAACCUCACCCGCAGUACGGAGGGGCUCCAUGCCCCCAGUCCCACCCAGAAGGGGCGUGGGCAGCUUCAUGCAGUCCCUCCAGCAGCAGGUGCGGCGGGCGGCGUCCGUGAUGGGCUUCCUCCACGAUCCUUCGCCUCUGCGCGUGCGUCGACAUGCGCCGGUGCAGCGCAGACGCCGGCGCUACACGGCCGGCAUGAACGCCUGGUACGACGAACUGGCGGGGCAGAACUACGGCAGUGAGCCGCCGGCAGAUGGUCUCUUCAGCCGGUUGCUGUUGGGGUUCGGUCGCCACAUCCUGGGGGUGAGAUCCCCCCAGCGCUAGAAGGCUCCCCUCGGGCACUCCCUCGGAUGAGGGCCAGCCGCCGAGGGUAGAAGGAUGCCUAAGGCUGAGGCUAUCAACAAAAAUGACUUUCAGCUCAGGAGGAAAAUGUUCCUGUUUUUUUUUGCAGGAUAAUUAUUGGAAAUACUUGAUUGCUCAUUUAUGAUAAAAUGUUAUAGUCGUUGUUGAGGCUCGUGUUGUUAUUGUUUUUACCGUUAAAGUUGUUAUUAUGUUUUUUAA